AAAUGCGUUUUUGUUUUUUUUUUUUGCUUCAUGGUAGACUGAGCAUAACUCAAAACUCAAAGAAGGUAUUUACGGCACUCGCCCUUUAAGACGACGCGCAUGCGCAGACCACUGAGAAAGUUAACUCCUGAACUUCGUAGUCAGAAAAAUUCAGAUUUAUAAAAUAGCGGGGGCAUAACUCCACUGAGUUGACAUGGCAUUUCGCCGAAGAAACAAGAGUUACCCUUUCUUCAGCCAGGAGUUCCUAAUUCAAAACCAUGCCGACAUCGUGUUCAGUUUGGUGAUUUUCAUUUUGAUUGGAUUGAUGUUUGAGGCGACCGCGAAGACGGCCAUACUGUUCAUUCAGCCUCAGUACAAUGUCACCACACUAUUACCAGACGGAGAGGUGACGUUGUACCACUACGGAUGGAAGGACUGCGCCACCAUCCUGUUCUACUUCUUCAUCGCCAUCAUCCUGCAUGCGGUGGUGCAGGAGUAUCUACUGGACAAAGUGAACCGACGUCUUCACCUCUCAAAGAGCAAGAACACCAAGUUCAACGAGUCGGGUCAACUGUGUGUUUUCCACUUGGUGUCCAGUGUGUGGAGUUUCUACAUCCUCAUAACAGAAGGAUAUCUCCUGCAUCCCAGCAGCCUUUGGGAGAACUAUCCCCAUGUACAUCUCAGGUUUCAGGUGAAGUUUUUCUACCUCACUCAGCUGGCCUACUGGCUACAUGCCUUGCCAGAGCUCUACUUCCAGAAAGUACGCAAGGAGGAGAUUUCUCGACAGCUCCAGUACAUCUGCCUGUAUCUUCUGCACAUCGCUGCAGCCUAUUUGUUAAAUUUGAGCCGAGUCGGUCUGGUGCUUUUCUUCCUUCAGUAUGUGUCAGAACUGGGCUUCCACAUAGCCAGACUCUUGUACUUCACUGAUGAGAACCAUCAGAAAAUGUUUGAUCUGUGGGCGGUCAGCUUUGUGUUUACACGGAUGGCUACGCUGACCCUGAUGUUCUUGGCUGUGGGCUUCGGUUUGGCUCGUGCUGAGAAUCAGGGGCUGGACUUGGAGAUGGGGAACUUCAACACUGUACUGAUAAGGAUGACUGUUCUACUGCUGGUAUGUUUGACCCAAUCUUGGCUACUCUGGAAGUUCAUCCGCUUCCAGCUGAGACGCUGGAGGGAGUUCAGACAUGAACAGGCUGUUCGCAAGAAGGCUGCCGCAAAACAACCCCUACGGCCAUUAAAGAGAGACUCACUUGGCCACCAUGAAAACGGAGUUCUUAAAGCCGAGAACGGAGCCUCUCCUCGGACAAAAAAACUCAAAUCCCCUUAAGAUAACACACUGACUGGCCUGAACGGUGGCCUUAGCCCUGGCUAAGGUUUCUCAUCAGCACAACAGUGAAGCUGGCGCCCGCUUGGCCACCACGCUUCUGGCCGAGUAUGUCCUGAGAUGUUACAGGGACUCGGUCGCUACAGACUUAGGCUUGAAUGCUGGAAAAUGAAAUCCAAGGAAAUCCCUUGAGCCCGACAGACAUUUACUCUUCUCAUCAUAUCAGUAUUUUUUUAUACUUCCACACAGCCUGCUAUUCCACCCUAAGGCACACCAUUGUAUGCAGUGAUUAAAACGUAAAUUGAACGCAGUGCGCGGCACAUGUUAAUUGUGCGUGUCCAUGUUGAAUGUGUUGAUGCAUAUCCUCAUACAUAAGUACUGUAUUGGUUGUAGUGUUGUUAGAUAUUGCAGCUCUUGCCAUUGAGCCAGCUUUGCUUGUUUUCUCUUCUGGUCCAUUGGAGCAGAAAAGCGUUACUGAUGACAUGGUAUGAUAUGAGCUUACUGUCUAAAAUUGUACAUUUGUCACUGGUCACUUAACAGAUAUGCACCAAGUAUGUAUGUUGGAUAUUACCGCAUGCCAUUCCAUGUUUUUUUUUUCCCCCUUUGUUUUUGUUAAUUACUUUAUUAAAUAAUGCAAUUUUCUGAAA
Acanthochromis polyacanthus (spiny chromis) is the source of this 1947-nucleotide messenger RNA. RefSeq names its product translocation associated membrane protein 2 (gene tram2). Bases 194 to 1303 code for a protein of 369 amino acids. Gene Ontology annotation, cellular component: endoplasmic reticulum membrane. The transcript has 11 exons. Gene Ontology annotation, biological process: protein insertion into ER membrane; SRP-dependent cotranslational protein targeting to membrane, translocation. NCBI's taxonomy places the organism in Eukaryota, Metazoa, Chordata, Actinopteri, Pomacentridae. The record is from RefSeq and is a predicted model, not a curated record.